Cuscuta campestris is the source of this 441-nucleotide messenger RNA. The record is from the annotation of a GenBank genome assembly. Lineage: Eukaryota; Viridiplantae; Streptophyta; Magnoliopsida; Solanales; Convolvulaceae.
GUGAAUAAUGUUAAUUAGAGAGAGAUGCCGACACAAGGGAACAACCCAAAGUGACCUUCCGAACUUUGUUGAAAGAGACGCGGAAGUAUCUGCAGUGCGGAACAAUCAAGAUUUGAACAAUGAGAUGGAGGUGACGGUUGAAGAGAGAAGAGAUGAAGAAAAUGCUGGGCUGAAAAGGAAAAUUGAUGAGGUUGUGCAAUAUGCAAAAGGUGCAAGGGCCAGAAGGAAGACCAAAACAGCUGUGACGUUGAAGUCACCUUACCUAACACGGAUGAUUGAUCCAAGAGAUAAUGUGAACACAUUUGAGAAGAAAUUUUGGAAGUGGGUUGUAAACAAGCAAGAUGCUGACAGGUUUAUGCUUUAACUUUGGUUAAACAAUGCAUGAUAUUAGGAAACUUAAAGUAACAUUCUUGAUAUUGGUUCUGUAAAACUUAUGCAGGA